UCUCAGCGCAAAAAGGUAUCGUUUCGAACUCACAAGCAAAAUCGUACUCAAGUCCUACGUUAUAAAAUAGGAUUGAGAUACGUAUUGGCCUCCGAGUUUAAAACUAAUACUGUUCUGCUAGGCUGACAUUUACAUUUUCACAUGUAGGGUUACCGCGGCGAAACGUGAAUUGAGGCGGAAUUGAUUAUACUCAAAAUGCCUUGGUAAAAACAGCCCACAUCAUUUUAGGCAUUUUAUAGAAAUCAAAAAAUAAUGUGAAGCCUUUAAUUUAAGCGUAAUACUAUGAAAAUUUGAAUUUUUAUACAUAAUAAUGAUAACUAUAGACGAUGCUAGUUAGCAGGUUAGUCUCACAUGUGUCAAGCUAAAAUGUCUGAAAAUAUUCAAUCAACUUCCGUGAACCUAAGAGAGGAGUUUUUUAAAGAAGCAAGUAAAGGUGGCCAUUAUAAGGUGAUUGAUAAAAGUCAAUAUGAUGAAAUAAUUGAAGAUAUCCUAAGGGCAAAAUUAUCAUCAAAGAAGACUCCUCAGCAAUAUAGGCGUCUAAGUAGAUUCGACGUUAUAGAAGUGGAUGGUAUCAAAAAACUUAUCGCCAAGCGCAAGGCUAACGCAGGAUUAAAAUAUUACGCGCCCUUGGAAGAUAUCUACGAUAUAAUUGAAAAUGCGCAUAUUGCGACUGGGCACGCCGCACGAGACCGUCUACUCAAGGAAACAUCAAGAAAUUACGCCAACGUGACGCGCGAAUUGAUAACCUUAUUCCUUGGUAUGUGUCAAACUUGUAACCAAACAAAAACAAAAAAGAAGCGGAGAUUGGAAUCUAAACCUAUAUUGCAUGACAGAAUAUAUGCCAGGUGCCAAGUCGAUUUGAUCGACUUUCAAUCACAUAGAACCGACAAUUAUAAAUGGAUUUUGGUUUAUCAAGACCUUUUAACUAAAUUUACUGUCUUGAACCCCUUGAAAACAAAAAAUGCAGAAGAGAUUGCACAUUGUCUAGUAAGGAUUUUUUCAACAUUUGGUGCCCCGUGCUUGCUACAUUCUGAUCAUGGCAGAGAUUUUGUUCAUGCUGUGAUCAGAGAAUUAAAAAAAUUGUGGCCUGAAUUGGUUUUAGUUCAUGGGAAACCUCGCCUUAGCCAGUCCCAGACUUCAGUCGGAAUAUCUAAUCAAGACAUAGUAAAUAUGAUUGUCACCUGGUUAGCAGAUAACAAAACAAGUACAUGGGUUGACGCACUGCCUUUUGUGCAGUUCAUGAAAAAUAGAAUGUACCAUUCUGAUAUAAGGCAAUCUCCUUACAAGGCUAUGUUCGGAUUUGAACCAAGGGUCGGCUUAUUGAGUACCACUUUACCGAAAGAGUCAAUAGUUAAUAUUAAUAACGAAGAUGAGCUUUGCAAUUUCAUUAAUACUUUGAGACAAAACGAAGAUAGUAAUCAAGAAACUCAAUUGGCAGAGGACGAAAUCGUCUCUAUUCAGAUCGAUGAGGAUCAAUUCAUUCCUUUUUAGAUUGAGGAAGACAAUUCAAAGCUUAAGAAAAUCACUAAUUUCGAGCCAAAAAAAUUUGAAUUCUAAGCUCAUAACAAACCAGAACUAGUUAUUAAUCAAAUUUGUUUUUUUUUCUACACGACAAAUUUAUUAUGAAAAAUGAUUACUUACGUUUCUGUAUUCUUAGAAAUGCAUGAAACGGUUUAGACAAUACUGUUUUUUCCUAGGCAUUUAGGAUAUUGCUUAAAAAGUAUAUGAAGUUCGUAUAAUGUUGUAAACAAUAUGGGUGUGUCCUAAAUCAUAGGUAGUUGUACAUAGAUUGUUGUUGUAAUAUAGUAAAAACUCGAUACAUUGUAAAAACAAAUAUUUUUAUUAAACCCAGAGAUUUUUAUUAAAAUAAUGAUUCUAAAUUAUUUAAUU
Molecule: messenger RNA, 1890 nt
Organism: Trichogramma pretiosum
Lineage: Eukaryota; Metazoa; Arthropoda; Insecta; Hymenoptera; Trichogrammatidae
Product: KRAB-A domain-containing protein 2-like
Exons: 3
Coding region: 352-1491 (379 amino acids)
Biological process (GO): DNA integration
Molecular function (GO): nucleic acid binding
Source: RefSeq, a predicted model, not a curated record